Molecule: messenger RNA, 4137 nt
Organism: Mytilus californianus (California mussel)
Lineage: Eukaryota; Metazoa; Mollusca; Bivalvia; Mytilida; Mytilidae
Product: WD repeat-containing protein 35-like
Exons: 32
Coding region: 114-3659 (1181 amino acids)
Biological process (GO): non-motile cilium assembly; protein localization to cilium; intraciliary retrograde transport
Cellular component (GO): non-motile cilium; intraciliary transport particle A
Molecular function (GO): protein binding
Source: RefSeq, a predicted model, not a curated record
AAUUACGACUGAAGAGUCAGUCUACAUUCCAGCGAUGGCGGCGAAGGCCUAAAAUUGGUGUCUUCACGUUUUCUUUAAUAUUUAGCAGAGCUUUAGAGUUUUAAGUUGUCACAAUGUUUGUGUAUCUGAGCAAGAAGAUUGCCAUACCUAACAACACUAAGUUGAAAUAUGUUUCAUGGAAUAAAGAUCAAGGAUAUAUUGCAUGUGGUGGUGAAGAAGGACUUCUUAAAGUCCUCAAGUUAGAAACUGCUUCAGGAAAAGAUGCUAAAGUGAAAGGACUUGCAGCUCCAAGUAACCUGUCAAUGAACCAGACACUGGAAGGACAUAGUGGUGCUGUUCAAGUUGUAACAUGGAAUGAACAAUACCAAAAACUGACCACAAGUGACCAACAUGGUCUUAUUAUUGUUUGGAUGUUGUACAAAGGAAUGUGGUACGAGGAGAUGAUCAACAACAGGAAUAAGUCUGUUGUACGUAGUAUGGGAUGGAACGCCGAUGGACAGAAAAUAUGUAUUGUUUAUGAAGAUGGUGCCGUUAUAGUUGGAUCAGUAGAUGGUAACAGGAUAUGGGGCAAAGAAUUAAAAGGACAACAGUUAGCUCAUGUUGCUUGGUCAGCUGAUGGGAAGAUUUUGUUGUUUGGUAUGACAAAUGGAGAGGUACAUAUUUAUGACAACACUGGAAAUUUCAUUUCUAAGGUACAGGUGUAUUGCCUGUCUGGUGUGUCUGGUGCCCUACACAUUGCAGGACUUCAAUGGUACAAUGGUGUACAUGGAUACGUAGAACCUAACUGUCCCAGUCUGGCCAUCUGUUUUGAUUCUGGUAGAUGUCAGAUCAUGAGAAGUGAACUAGAUGAAAAUCCAGUACUGAUAGACACUGGUAUGCAGGUUCAACAGAUAGCCUGGAACCAUACUGGAUCUGUGUUGGCAGUGGCUGGAUCACAGAGAGCAAUGGGACAAGAUAAGGAGGUCAAUGUGGUUCAGUUCUAUGCUCCAUUUGGUGAGCAUUUGAGGACCCUGAAGGUACCUGGUAAACAGAUAGCCUCAUGUUCAUGGGAAGGUGGAAGUUUACGUAUAGCUUUAGCUGUCGACAGCUUUAUUUACUUCGCUAAUAUUAGACCAGAUUAUAAGUGGGGAUAUUGUUCUAACACUGUGGUGUAUUCCUUCACCAAACCAGAGAGAGUUGAGCAUUGUGUUAUAUUUUGGGAUACCAAGAAUGGAGAGAAAUAUGUAAAGUAUGUGAGAAAUUUGAUUGCUAUAACUGCCUGUGGAGAUUACUGUUGCUUAGCAACCAAAGCAGACGAUUCAACCAACCAGUAUGUAUUAGUAUUGUGUAAUUCUAUUGGAACUCCUCUAGACUCUAAGUAUGUUGAGAUUGAUCCUGUUUAUCUGACUAUGACGAAGACCCACAUCAUAACAGGAUCCAAAGAAGCCUUCUACACAUGGCAGUUUAAAAAUCCAAAGAAGUUAUCUACCCUUGAAGUAGCAGGAAGGAGAAGGACUGGUACAGAAAGAUUACACCAUAUAGAUGAACAACCAUCAGGAGGUGCAGCUCAAGAUGAAGUAGAUUUCUCAAAAGCUUUCCAGAAUACAGAAGAUCCUAUUUGUUGUAUCUGCUCCUCAGAUAAAGUAUUGAUUGUGGGGAGAGAAUCAGGGACACUGAACAGAUACUCUAUGCCGAUGUUGUCACUUACACAUAAAUAUGCCCUGAACUGCAGACCACACCAGCUAUCCCUUAAUUCAACUUCCAGUCGUUUGUCAAUUAUUGACAUCAGUGGUGUGUUGACCUUCUUUGACAUUGACACAAGGAUAACGGAUACUGACGGAAAAGAAAUUGUUGGAGAACAUUUGAAAUUUGAACGUAAAGAUGUCUGGGAUAUGAAGUGGGCAGAGGAUAAUCCAGAGUUGUUUGCUAUGAUGGAGAAAACUAGGAUGUACAUCUUUAGAAAUCUGGAUCCUGAGGAACCAAUUUUAAGCAGCGGUUACAUUUGUAACUUCAACGAUCUGCAGAUCAAGUCUGUCCUUCUGGAUGAGAUUAUGAAAGAUCCAGAAAACCCAACCAAAGAAAGCAUGGCAGAAAUGGAGAUUAAAUCAUUAAGAGACACACGAGAUCUGUUAGAAAAAGUUGGUAUAGCUGAUGCUCAACAGUUUAUAGAGGAUAAUCCACACCCAAGACUCUGGAGACUUUUGGCUGAAUCAGCUUUGGAACAACUGAAUUUGAAAGUAGCUGAGCAGGCUUUUGUUAGAUGUAAAGAUUAUCAGGGAAUAGAGUUUGUUAAAAGGCUUGGUAAUUUACAGAGAGAAGAUAUGAAACAGGCUGAGGUAGCUGCUUACUUUAGGAGAUUUGAGGAGGCAGAGAGAAAGUACCUGGAUAUGGAUAGGAGAGAUCUAGCAGUGAGCUUAAGGAAGAAAUUAGGUGACUGGUUCCGUGUUGUACAGUUACUUAAGACUGGUUCCGGAGGAGAUGAUGUACAAUUGGAGGAAGCUUGGAAUGCUAUAGGAGAUUAUUAUGCAGACAGACAGAAAUGGCAACAAGCUGUGACCUACUAUGUUCAAGGUCGUAACCAAGAGAGACUGUCAGAAUGUUACUACAUGUUAGAGGACUAUAUGGGGUUAGAGAAAAUGGUGAUGGCAUUACCAGAAAAUCAUAAACUACUGCCUGAAAUAGCAGCCAUGUUUGUUACUGUUGGAAUGUGUGAACAAGCAGUUAAUGCUUAUAUCAGGUGUAACCAUAUAAAGAAAGCUAUAGAUUGUUGUGUACACCUUAACCAAUGGAAUCAGGCAAUAGAAUUGGCUAAGACACAUAAUGUACGGGAGAUAGACUCUCUCCUGGCCAAGUAUGCUCAACAUCUACUGGAGAAAAACAAAGUAGUCAAUGCUAUUGAGUUGUAUAGGAAAGCUGGACAUUAUCUGGAGGCUGCUAAAUUACUGUUCAAACUAGCCAAUGAGCAGACAAAGAAGAAAUUAAAACCUCUGCAUAUAAAGAAGAUGUAUGUUCUGGGAGGUCUGCUGGUCGAACAUUAUCAUGAACAAAUGAAAAUGACCUCAAGGGCAAAGGUCAAGGAUAAGAAAGGGGCAAUGGCCGCAUCUGCUUUAGCAGGGUUCUUAGAGGAAGAUGCUUCAGCCAUUACAGAUACAAGUAUUAUAGAUAAUGCAUGGAGAGGGGCAGAGGCUUACCACUUCUACUUACUGGCACAGAGACAGUUAAAUGAAGGUUAUGUGGAUGCUGCUAUGAAAACUGCAUUGUAUCUGAGAGAAUAUGAAGAUAUCAUAGAUCCAUGUGAUGCAUACUCAUUGUUAGCCUUGGCAGCUACAGCGAACAAAGCAUUUGGAAUGUGUUCUAAAGCUUUUAUAAAACUGGAAACAUUAGAAACAUUAACACAGGAACAGAGAAAUACGUAUGAAGAAUUAGCUCUGGAAAUAUUUACUAGACACAGUCCUAAAGAUAACAGAGCAAACAAGGUAGAAUGUACCAGCUGUGCUACAAGUAUACCUGAUUGGUGUACUGUUUGUCCAAAUUGUGAUACAAAAUUCCCAACAUGCAUUGUAACAGGAAGACCACUGAUGGAAUACCAAUUUUGGAUGUGUAGCGCAUGCAAACAUCGAGCAUAUGAAACAGAAAUUUCAAAUCGUCAAACAUGUCCUCUAUGUCAUACACAAGUUUAACUCUAUGAAAGUUGAUAGAUAUAUGUAUUCAAUUUAUUUAUUUGCUUCUGAGAAGAAACAUUCCAAAUCUACUCUAAAUAGAAAAAAAGACUAUUUGAGUUUAAACUAAAAUUUUGAGCUCCAGUUUGUAUCAAAUUCAAUGAUUUCUGACAUUUAUGAAGUGAAGAGAAGGUUAUAAUUUAAUUCUGAUUUAAAAUAACUUAUUUUUCUAUAGAGGCAUUUUACUAUAUAGAGGAAAUAUUUUAUAUUUUUGUAACGCCAAAUAUUUGGUCAGGAACACUUAAAUCUUACGCUUAUUUUACUCUAAUUACUUAUUACAGCUUUGGUUUUCUUCAAGGUAGAUAAAGAGAAAUUGUUAUUUUUGUAUGAUUUGUUGUAAACUUUUAUUGUCCAAGUUAUUGAAUAUCUGUUUUUAUAUCUGAGUUUUCCGUCCAUGUGAAAUACUGUCUUACUAUACACAAUAAAAUUCUUAACAUUU